UGUAGGGUAAAAGAGCCAGCCAAUGAAACAUUGAAACCAGAGCUAGUGAAAGAAACACACUUUAGCCACGAAGCCAGAACCAAAGAAACACACCCUGACUCUGAAACCAGAGCCAAAGAAACACACUUUGUCCCUCUAACCCGAGCCUGUGAAAGAAACAACACCCGACGCCAGUGGGGGUGGGGUGGGGGGAGGAUAUUUAACCCUGAAAACAGAGCCAAAUCUGCCCUGACCAACUGAACACAAAACUAACCAAUUGCCCGGCAGUGGUGGCCCACGCCUUUAAACCCAGCACUGAGUCAGAGGCAGGCGGAUCGCAGUGACUUCGAAACCUGCCUGGUCUAUAAGAGCAAGUUCCAGAACAGUCUAGAAAGCCACAGAGAAAUCCUGGGGGUGGAGUGAGAGAGUACCUAACUAAUCCCUGAGCAGAAAAACCGACCAAUCCCUGAGCUGAGCACGAAGUCUAGCCAAUCUGCGUUUGCCCUGUCUCAAGUGACUGAGGUAUUCUUUGGCUGCCGAUUGCCUGGAUCAAUUUCCAUCUGAGCUGUAAUACAGAGGGAUGAGUGGUUUCCAAUCCAGUGACUCCGCUGGUCCCCGCGAGUGCCUGAGAAAGUUUGCAUCUCCUGGACCAUCGAUCUUCCUGGCGGCGACAAGAGACCUUAGGUCUUUUCCCAAAGUCGACUCUUCCUUCGCGGAGCGGAGAGACUCAGCUGUGGAAGGUCAGUUCGGAAGGCCGACGGCGUCGCUCUCUCAAAAGCCUGCGGAGACACGCGCCACGAUGGAGCUCAACAGGACCGUGGCCGCCCCGUCCCACGCAGGAAGCUGCGACCCGCAAAAGGGGGCGCAUUCGCGGUGUGCGGAGCGUGUGGGGGAACCCACGGAUAAGUCGGGCGCCCGAGCGCGUCAGGGAUGGGCGUCGGUGUGCACCAAGGACCUACAGUACUUGGCCACGGGCGCGGCUGGAGAAGCCGAACUGCCGACCGUCCCGGAGAACCCGCCGCCAGCCAUCUCUGACCGUCAGCUGCCAUGGGUCCCGGAGCUGCAGUCUCCAGCCAUCCCUGACCCCCAGCUGCCAGGCGUCUCUGAGCCCCAGCCGCCAGCCAUCCCUGACCCUCAGCUGCCAAGGGUCCCGGAGCCCCGGUCUCCAGCCAUCCCUGGGACCCAGCUGCCAGGCGUUCCAGAGCCCAAGCCACCAGCCAUCCCUGACCCUCAGCUACCAAGUGUCCGGGAGCCCCAGUCUCCAGCCAUACCUGACCCUCAGCUGCCAUGGGUCCCGGAGCCCCAGUCUCCAGCCAUCCCUGGGACCCAGCUGCCAGGCGUCUCUGAUCCCCAGCCGCCAGCCACCCCUGACCCUCAGCUGCCAAGGGUUCAGGAGCCCCAGCCACCAGCUAUCCUUGACCCCAAGGUGCCAGGCAUUCUAGAGCCCAAGCCACCAGCCAUCCCAGGGACCAAGCUGCCAGGCGUUCCAGAGCCCAAGCCACCAGCCAUACCUGACCCUCAGCUGCCAUGGGUCCCGGAGCCCCAGUCUCCAGCCAUCCCUGGGACCCAGCUGCCAGGCGUCUCUGAACCCCAGCCACCAGCCAUCCCUGACCCCAAUCCACCUGGUGUCCUGGAGCCCCAGUCUCCAGGCAUCCCUGACCCUCAGCUGCCAGGCGUCUCUGAGUCCCCGCUGCCAGCCAUCCCUGAUUCCCAGCUGCUAGAAUUAAUAGAGCCCCAGAUGCUAGCCAUCACUGACUCCGAGCUGUCCGCAAACUCCGAAGCUCCUGUUGUCACCAGCAGUCCUAGCCGCAGGAGGGGCGCGCGCUCUGUGGGGCAGCCAGGAGCGCCGCGGGGGUCCAGGAGAAAGCAGGAGGAGACUCCCGACAAAAAGCUCAAGAAAGCGCUGGAAAAUUUGAAGUUGAAACGCGAGGAGAUCUCGUCGGCGGCCACGGUGGUGAAUGGAGUCGUGGGGCAACUGCUGUCAAGAAUGAAGAACUCUGAGUCGGAGUUCAAAGGCGUCCGGCGGCUGAACAGUGGCAGCUACUAUGAGCGUGUGAAGAUUUCUGCUCCUAAUGAAUUUGAUGUCAUGUUUAAACUGAAAGUCCCCAGAAUUCAGCUACAAGAAUGUUACCACAAUGGAGUUUUUUAUCUUGUGAAGCUCAGAAACAUUCCAAGAGGAAAUCCACUGGGUCAUUUUUUGGAGGAUGAAAUAUUAUCAGCUUCCAAGAUGUUGUCAAAGUUUAGGGAAAUCAUUAAAGAAGAAGUUGAAAAAAUCAAAGAUCGAGAUGUCAGUGUGGAGGAAGAAAAACCAGGAAGCCCUGCUGUAACACUUCUUAUCAGAAACCCUGAAGAAAUAUCUGUGGAUAUAAUUCUGGCUUUGGAGUCAAAGGGCAGCUGGCCUGUUAGUACCAAAGAAGGACUACCCAUCAAAAACUGGCUUGGCACAAAAGUUUCAAACAAUCGAAUAGGAAAGUCGUUUUAUCUUGUACCCAAGAGUGCAAAAGUUGGAGAUGGUUUUCAAGGUGAGACUUGGCGCCUCUCUUUCUCUCACAUUGAAAAAUACCUUUUAAAAAAUCAUGGAAAAGAGAAAACAUGCUGUAAAUCUACUGGAGUCAAAUGUUGCAGGAAAGGUACUUUAAAAUUAAUGAAAUACCUCUUCGAGCUGUUGAAAAAAGAUCAUGAAGAACUAGAUGUAUUCUCUUCUUACCACGUGAAGACUGCAAUCCUCCACAUGUGGGCUGAGAACCCACAGGACAGUCAGUGGGACCCCAAGCACCUAAGCACCUGCUUUGAUGAGAUUUUGACAUUCUUUGUUGAGUGCCUCAGGACAGAGAAACUGAUGCAUUACUUUAUUCCAAAGUUCAAUCUAUUCUCUCAAGAGCUAAUUGACCAAAACAGUAAAGAAUUUCUGUGGAAGAGAAUUGAAUAUGAAAGAAACAAUGGAUUUCCAAUUUUUGACAAGUUUUGAACUUAUGUAUUUUUUAUUUUUAUUUUUUGGGUUUUUGAGACAGGGUUUCUCUGUGGCUUUGGAGGCUGUCCUGGAACUAGCUGGAACUAGCGCCCGGCAAAUUUUUGUAUAUGUGUUAUAAUGUGUUCUUGUGGGUGAAGAUAAUUAUUUAGCUCUCAGUUUUUCAUAAUUCAUUCAAAUAUAAAGAUAUAAUAAAAGUUAAACACUAAGCCAGGCAUUGGUGGUGCAGGCCUUUAAUCCCAGCACUCGGGAUGCAGAGGCAGGUGGAUCUCUGUGAGUUCGAGGCCAGCCUGGUUCCA
Molecule: messenger RNA, 3246 nt
Organism: Cricetulus griseus (Chinese hamster)
Lineage: Eukaryota; Metazoa; Chordata; Mammalia; Rodentia; Cricetidae
Source: RefSeq, a predicted model, not a curated record